Messenger RNA from Cucurbita moschata (crookneck pumpkin), 1209 nucleotides. Its product is annotated as gibberellin 2-beta-dioxygenase 8-like. Lineage: Eukaryota; Viridiplantae; Streptophyta; Magnoliopsida; Cucurbitales; Cucurbitaceae. The transcript is spliced from 3 exons. The record is from RefSeq and is a predicted model, not a curated record. Gene Ontology annotation, molecular function: dioxygenase activity. The annotation marks the transcript as partial.
UCUUCCUCCUCCCCACAACUUAAGCCCAACUUCUCUUUUCCAAAGACAGGGAAUAUAAAGAGCACUUCUCGCUUUCAUAACUUUUGUAGGAAACCCACAAGGAAUAUAGAGAACACUACCAUGACGGACUCCAACCCACCACUCUUCCAUCAAUAUGAGUUGCUUUUGCAAUCCAAAGCUCAAUUACAACUACUUAACAAUGGCAAUCAACAAAUUAACUCUGUCAUGGAGGAAUGUCAGCUUCCUCUUAUUGAUCUUACAGGUUUGGAAAGUAGCAAUGAAAAGGAGAGGAGGGCUUGCAGUAGAGAAAUUUUUGGAGCGUCGGCAGAAUGGGGAUUCUUCCAAGUGAUAAACCAUGGGAUACGCACAGAGCUGCUGAGCAGAAUGAGCAAGGAACAAAUGAAGUUAUUUGGGGUACCCUUUGAGAAAAAAUCUACAAGUGGGAUUUUGGAUCAUUCUUACAGAUGGGGAACACCGACUGCAACCCACCCAAACCAGUUCUCUUGGUCUGAAGCUUUUCACAUUCCCCUCACAAAGGUCUCUGAAGCUGCCUGCUAUGGCGAGUUCAUUAACUUAAGGGAAGUGAUGGAGGAACUGGCAACCGCCAUGUCGAAGUUAGCAAGAUCUUUAGCAGGAGUUUUAGUGGAGUGUUUGGGCCACCGAAAAGAAAUAUUUGACGAUAUCUGCGACGAAAGCACAUGCUUCCUCCGAUUGAAUCAUUACCCAAUCUGUCCAUUUCCCGGCGAUGUUUCCGGCCUGGUGCCCCACACGGACAGCGAUUUUCUUACCAUACUUCAUCAAGAUCGCAGCGGCGGGCUGCAGCUGAUGAAAGGAUCGCAAUGGGUGGCUGUGAAACCCAAUCCAGAAGCCCUUGUUGUCAACAUUGGAGAUCUUCUACAGGCUUGGAGCAAUGAUACUUACAAGAGUGUGAAGCACAUGGUUGUAGCUAAUUCGAUGCGGGAAAGAUAUUCGAUAGCCUACUUCCUCUGCCCUUCUUAUCAUUCUCCAAUUGGGAGUUGCAAACAGCCUUCACCGUAUAGACACUUCACUUUUGCUGAGUACAGAAAGCAAGUUAGAGAUGAUGUGGAAAAAAUUGGGUACAAAAUAGGUCUUUCGAAAUUUCGGCUCGUCAAUAUCAAUACCAAUUCAAACUCAAAUAACUAGCAACAAAUUAGUGAAAGAUGCGUACUUCAAAUCCACCUUCUUCAU